AUGAAAAGACCAGCUGAAGGCCAGGAAAAUAAUGGUGAAACGUCGACGCAGCUUCAAAACAAGGAUUUAGAGGGGCACGAAGAAGUCAAGAAAGCGAAAACCUUACAAUUCGAGUCCACGUUUUUGCGGUCGAUUCCCGGAGCGGCUCAAUAUGAAAAAUCAUUUAUGCACAGAGACGUCAUCACGCAUGUCAUCGCAACACAAACCGAUUUUAUCAUCACCGCCAGCCGUGAUGGCCAUCUGAAGUUUUGGAAGAAGAAGUAUGGCGAGGGUGUCGAAUUCGUCAAGCAUUUUCGAUGUCAUAUGUUCCCAUUUACCGAUAUCGUCGUCAACUUCAAUGGAACGCUCCUAUGUACGAUUUGCGCAGAGGACAAGACUGUGAAAGUGUUCGAUGUCGAGAAUUUUGACAUGAUCAACAUGUUGAGAUUUGAUUUUUCACCCAGGGCCGCUGCGUGGGUCCAUCAAGGAUCGGAUCUCCUGAACCUUCUGGCAAUUAGUGAUAAAGACAGCAGCAAAAUCAUUAUUGUUGAUGGGAAGGGGACAAAGGAACCUCUUCACGUUUUCGACUCACUGCACCGAAAGAGCGUUCGCCUGAUAGAAUACAACCAUCGGCUUGACUUGGCAGUCUCCAUUGAUGAUGGCGGGAUGGUCGAAUAUUGGUGUGGCCAGAAGGAUGAUUUCCAAUUCCCGAACUUUGUCAAGUUUGACAGCAAGAUGGACACGGAUUUGUACGAAUUUUUGAAAGCGAAAACCCUACCCGUAGCAAUCGUAAUGUCACCUGAUGGGAAGCGUUUCGCUACGGUUGCCGAAGACAGAAAAAUUCGGAUAUUCGAUGUUCUCACCGGAAAGAUCGAGAAGCUGAUCGAUGAAACAGUUACGAAAUAUCUCGACGGGGCCAAGGAGAGCCGAAGUUAUGGCUUGCAAAGUAUGGAAUGGAAUCGAAGAGUUGCGCUUGAAAGAGAACUGGACAAGGAAAAGUCGGCAAACUUCCGCCACCUGAAGUUUGCGUGGGAUUAUUCGAGCAACUUCCUAAUUUACCCAUGCCCGCUCGGAAUUCGCGUGUACAAUGUGGUCACUGAUGAGGUGGUGCGGACGAUCGGACUAGAAGAAUCUGUUCGCUUCACGGCGGUGGCUUUAUGUCGCGCUGUACCGGAUAUCAGAGCGAGAUUACAAGGAGCUGCAGCAACGAUAGAAACCGAAGCGGCGGACAAUCCUAAUCUGAAUAAGCGAACUGAUCCCGAUCCGAUUUUGGUGGCCAUCGCCUACAACAAAUCGCGAUUUUACCUAUUCACAAAUCAAGAGCCCUAUUCCACCGAGGUUGACGAGGAAGGUGGUAUUGGCCGCGAUGUUUUCAAUGAAAAGCCUCGCAAGGAAGAGAUGGUCACAGCCCUGGACGACGGCAGCGGAUCAACAAAAUGGUCCGAAAAAGCUAUUGUCCAUACUUCCUACGGCGAUAUCCAUCUGCGUCUUUUCCCCGAGGAAUGUCCGAAGGCCGUCGAAAAUUUCUGCACACAUGCUCGACGUGGAUAUUACAACGGGCAUCUAUUUCAUCGCGUCAUCAAGGCGUUCAUGAUUCAGACUGGAGACCCUUCUGGAAAAGGUACCGGCGGUAACUCGAUCUGGGGCGAAGAUUUUGAAGACGAAUUCCACCCCCGCCUACGAUUUGAUGCGCCAUACAAGGUGGCUAUGGCGAACGCUGGCCCGAACUCCAACGGCUCCCAAUUUUUCAUCACUGUCGUACCCGCAGAGUGGCUCGAUGGAAAGAACACGCUCUUCGGAGAGUUGACUGAAGGCUUCAACGUCGUGCAGAAAAUCAACAACCUACCCACAUACGAGAAAAGCGGCCGCCCUAAGGAAGAAGUGAAAAUUAUUUCCGUUACUUUAAAG
Mesorhabditis spiculigera is the source of this 1887-nucleotide messenger RNA. Lineage: Eukaryota; Metazoa; Nematoda; Chromadorea; Rhabditida; Rhabditidae. The record is from the annotation of a GenBank genome assembly.